AUCUCAACUGCAAAUAAAUAAAUAAAAAAGGAUAGAGCAGUGAGUGAAAGAGGAUACACUCUUCAUUCCUCAGCCAUAAACAUGGCUUCACAACUUGCUAGCAAUACAAGAUGCCAAACAUUAACGCACUGCACAGCCUCCUACGGCGAAAGAGGGAGCGGCAGCCGUCGUCGUGGCGGUUGCAAACUCUCUCAUCGGUACCGUCGAAUAACGAACCACUGCGGCGACAACGACGGCAGUGGCAAUGCAAGCACCCAACAAGAACAAGAUUUGAACACGAAGAAAGGUGCAAAGCAGCAGCUAGCACAAAAGCUUCACAGGUUGGGAUUCUCGUACCUUGCAUCAUCUUUUAUUUACGUUGUCACAAAGGUUAAGGCCUUCUACAAUGGUUUUCUCGGAGAUGUUUCCAAUCAACAAAAUAUAAUAACCGCCAUGGAGGCACCACUCACCGAGCCAUAUUUCUCAUUUCCAGUUCUUCCUAACAAUUAAUGUACGGUGGCAGUUAUUUUGAUGUGAAGUCGAUAUUUAAGAAUAGUUAGAUGAUUUGAUAAAUUCGACUAAAUUAUAACAUAACAAUUUUCGACUAUC
Messenger RNA from Arachis ipaensis, 588 nucleotides. RefSeq lists its product as uncharacterized. The record is from RefSeq and is a predicted model, not a curated record. NCBI's taxonomy places the organism in Eukaryota, Viridiplantae, Streptophyta, Magnoliopsida, Fabales, Fabaceae.